AUGAGAGUAUCGUAUCUUACCCUCACAGGACACAGUUGCUCUGAACGGGAUCCGGUACCAUCUAACGCUGCUAUAAACGUCCAGCGUCGUGUGCAGAGAGGAUUGGAUGUGAAAGCCAAGAGAGAGAAAAUUGAGAAGAUGGAUAAGCGCCCCGAAGGAGUAGAGGCUCCACCGUAUGUUGUGGUAGUACAAGGCCCACCUGGGUGCGGUAAGACGACGCUUAUUCGAAGUCUGGUGAAACACUAUACUAAGACAACGCUGGGGGCAACUAUUGAGGGUAGCCCAAUCACCGUGGUAUCCGGCCGUAACCGUCGAUUGACGUUCAUAGAGUGCCCGGCUAACGACAUGCGAGCCAUGAUCGACUUAGCGAAAGUGGCUGACUUGGUUUUACUUAUGGUAGACGCCGUGAGGGGGUUCGAAAUGGAGACCUUUGAAUUCAUCAACAUUAUGCAGGUCCAUGGCUUCCCACGUAUACUCGGAAUCCUCACUCACUUGGAUGGGUUCAAAGAAUCCAAGAGUAUUCGCAAGAUGAAGAAACGGUACAAAGCUAGGUUUUGGGCGGAGCUCUACGAUGGUGCUAAGAUGUUCUAUUUGAGUGGUAUCCAAUAUAGUGGGACGCGUUAUAAUAAGACUGAAGUCACCAACUUGGCAAGGUUCAUUGCUAUUCAGAAGUUCGCUCCUUUAUCGUGGCGUCAGAAUCACUCUUAUCUCGUGGCCCACCGUUGGGAGGAUCAAACGCUUGUGCCUGAUAGUGACACCAGGACCUUGGCACUCUAUGGGUAUGUGUCGGGCAGUAGACUACGUACGGAGGGCCAGGCCUUCCACAUAGCUGGUGUUGGCGACUUCCCGGCCGCCUCCGCAACGGUGGCCCUCGACCCCUGCCCGCCUCCUACGAACCAGAACCCGAAGAUGAAGGGCCUGGCCUUGAGGACCCUGAGUGACAAGCAGAGGAAUCUUUAUGCGCCCUAUUGCGAGCAUCAGCAUAUUACUGUGGACUCGGAGGCGAUGUAUAUUAAUACUCGAGAGGCUGAGGAGAGCUUCACGAGGAAGGAAGAGGAGGAUGGAAGUACCGAUGAUGAGGAAGCCGGCGAGGGAAUGUCCAGUGAUGAUGAUGAGGAGGAGGAAAUGGACCCCAGCGAGGCUGUGAAGAUGGUCCGUGAGCUCCAGGAUGUCAAGUUGGACCUGAACGAUAGAGAUGCGCCUUUGCCGUUGGUGGCGGGAGGGGCUGCAGUUCCUCCCACUAGAAGGCUUGCUGAGGAGGAGGAUGAGGAAGAAGUGAUAUCAGGGAGGCGAUUGGAGGUUGGAAAUUUAAUUAUUAUAGUUUUCUCGGAAUAG
This is a messenger RNA of Perkinsus marinus ATCC 50983, 1335 nucleotides long. Its product is annotated as ribosome biogenesis protein bms1, putative. The transcript is spliced from 9 exons. Gene Ontology annotation, molecular function: U3 snoRNA binding; GTPase activity; ATP binding. The record is from RefSeq and is a predicted model, not a curated record. Gene Ontology annotation, biological process: endonucleolytic cleavage of tricistronic rRNA transcript (SSU-rRNA, 5.8S rRNA, LSU-rRNA); ribosome biogenesis; maturation of SSU-rRNA from tricistronic rRNA transcript (SSU-rRNA, 5.8S rRNA, LSU-rRNA). The coding region runs from base 1 to 1335 and encodes 444 amino acids. NCBI's taxonomy places the organism in Eukaryota, Perkinsozoa, Perkinsida, Perkinsidae. Gene Ontology annotation, cellular component: nucleus; 90S preribosome.